This is a messenger RNA of Scheffersomyces coipomensis, 756 nucleotides long. RefSeq lists its product as uncharacterized. The record is from RefSeq and is a predicted model, not a curated record. The transcript has a single exon. Gene Ontology annotation, molecular function: cytochrome-b5 reductase activity, acting on NAD(P)H; heme binding. NCBI's taxonomy places the organism in Eukaryota, Fungi, Ascomycota, Pichiomycetes, Serinales, Debaryomycetaceae. The coding region runs from base 130 to 684 and encodes 184 amino acids.
AAAUAAAAUAAAAUUACUUUUCGUUAUAUAGUUCUUUUUGCGGCUUCACAGAAAAAAAAAAAAAGCAACAAAUCUAAAAACGUCAAUUAUUAAUUACUACGAAGAUAGAACUUUACACCAAUACUGGAUAUGUUCACUGCUUCUAGGAACAACAACGGUGGUAAUGGACCCCGUGACAAUGUACCGGUUCCAACGAUACGAUUGGAAGGCGAAGAUAUAAAUGAAGAAGAUGAUAAAGAAACCCCAAAAUCACCAUUCACCCCUCCAACCAAGAAAUCCAUAGCCAAUACUUUAUUCCCAGCUCCAAAUUCAAUACAGAGAUCCUUAGGAGAACGACGUAAGGUUGUGUUGAAGCCAGGUCAUUCACCAUUAGAUUGGGGGGCAUUGAAUAGAAAGACUCCUAAACAUAUCUUACGAGGAGUCCCUGCAAAUACUCCUCCACCUCAAAUCAUCAAGAUUUCAAAAGAUGAAUUAAAGAAACAUAAAGUUCAACAUGAUUGUUGGACUUGUAUAAAUGGUAAAGUAUUCAAUAUCACUCCUUAUAUAGAUUUCCAUCCUGGUGGAGUGGAAGAAAUUAUGAAAUGUGCUGGUAGAGAUGGUACAGCCUUGUUUUAUAAAUAUCAUAGUUGGGUUAAUGUGGAUAGGAUGUUAGAAAAUUGCAUGGUUGGUAUACUAGGUAAUUGAAUAGAAGUUUAAGCUUUAUAGAUGCUUGUUGUUAAGUUUAUUUAUACACAUAUAUAUAUACGGUCAAAGGUG